Molecule: messenger RNA, 2400 nt
Organism: Periconia digitata
Lineage: Eukaryota; Fungi; Ascomycota; Dothideomycetes; Pleosporales; Periconiaceae
Source: the annotation of a GenBank genome assembly
CGCUGUUUGGAUCCAACACAAAAUGUUGAUUAUGCUCUUUUAAUUCGUUCACGUGCUAUUAUUUGGUCGGCUUGGUACUUAGCUAACCUGGGUGCGGACUCUGUGCACAAGACAGAAUUCAUCAAACAAUGGAAGGAUUAGCACGGUAUCCGCAAUGUCACCCCCGUGUCUUGUCAAGAUUGUUUCCCAUUUCCGGAUUACGCAAGUUUGAGAUACACUUCACCAUUCGAGUGUAAGUCGCACAGCAAUCAGUCUCCAAAACAUAUAUAAAUAAGCAACCUCCUUCCAUCUCUUUUCCACACCAUCAACUUCGAUUGUACAACGCCUCUAGAUCCCCGAACCUUGAUCAAUAUCUACCUUUUUUUUGUCGAUCUCAAAGAUGCUCGUCUCCGCCCGCGUUAUUACUUCCGUCGCCUUCCUUCUCGCUUUGGGAGGGGCAUCAGCAGCCGCGCUGCCCGUCGAUGAAAGCGCAGCACUGGCCGCUGCACCGCUACGACGCGACGAUACCUCGCCGUUGUCUGAUGGCAUGGUUCUGGAGGAGCGCCUGGACUGCUUUUGCGGCUGCUCUGGCGGGCCUAACGACAGGAUGUAUUGUUUUGCUCGACAAGCUGGGCCUGGGGCUGGAGGAUUUUGGUUCUGCAGCAGUGCCGCGUGCUUCUAGGGAGGUGGCGUGGGUUACGUGAAUGGGAAUCAGCGUCGUGGGUCUCUUGUAGAUGGAGAGGUGGAGAUGAUAUACUACUAUUCUGCAUCCUGUCAUUUCCGGAAGUCGAAUCUGCAAUUCUAUUGCAUUCGCAAUUGUUCUACGUAGCAACUUUAUACAGAACAAUCUAUACUUAUAGAGGAGCCAACUCUUAUUAAACUUUUUUCGUCUUUGCAUGAUACUAAUAUUACAUUUUUGUUUUCUUGGAAUACCAUGGAGAAGUAUGAUCUAAGCUUUAUUACUUGUAUGGGGUUUUUUUCUCUUUGAUUUUCCACUGAUAUACGGUGACAUCGUAUACGUCACUACGUCAAAUGCGCAGCCAAUACGGUGACAGCAGCGCCACCCAUGGCAGCCACACCCGGAGUUAAGGCAGCUCCAGCACAGCGGGCCUAGGGCUAAUCUCCGCUUGCCUAUAAUACUAUGGAGGCAGUAUAUCAACUUAACCAAGCGUAGUGGUGAAUUAUCGUAUUUCCAUGCGGCACAAACACUGGGUAUUGAAAACACUAUAAAUCUGCCUUUGAGCUCCAGGCAGGACACAUGUUCCUUGGUUAUCACGAAACUGAUUAUCAACUUGACAUUGAAGCGACCGACCCUCUGGUGUACCAGGCUCUUUUCUCCUUGCAUUUCCGUACGCACCGCUUUCUCAGACAUCACCACCCACCAUGGCUGCAACUCACCAAGCCGCCAUCCUCCCCCAGAAGGGCGGCCCCUUGACGGUUGGCGAGCGCGCCACGCCCGAGCCCGGUCCGAACGAGGUGCUCAUCGAGGUCAAGGCAGUUGCCCUGAAUCCGGUCGACUAUUUCCAGCGCGACUUGGGCAUGCCUCCGGUGCCCAUCUAUCCAGCUGUCAUCGGAUCCGACUCGGCCGGCAUCGUCGCCAAGCUGGGCGCCAACGUCUCCACGGUUCCUGGGCCAGGAAGUCGAGUCAUCGCAUUUGCGUCGUCGUUCUACCAAAACGGCUCCCCAGACCAUGGCGCCUUCCAGAAAUACGCAUUGGCCCAGUCCGAAAGCGUCGUCGCCCUCCCAGACGCCCUCUCCUUCAAGGAGGGCGCCGUUUUCCCCCUGGCGGUUAUGACGGCCUUGACCGCCUGGACCACAGUGGGCAUCCCGCUCGACACAAAGUACGCGCCGCAGGACAAGCAGGCGGUGCUGAUUUGGGGUGCCGCCAGCAGCGUGGGCGCCUUCGCCGUCCAAUCCGCAAAGACGCUCGGCUUUACCAUCUACGCCACCGCCAGCGCCAAACACCACGAGUACAUCAAGAAGCUCGGGGCCCACGCCGUCUUCGACUACAAGGCGAGCGACGUCGUCUCGCAAAUUGUCGACGCCGUGAGGAGGGACGGCGUCAACCUGCACACAACACAUUGCGUCGUCAAUGAAUCUCUGCAGCCAACCCUGCAUGUGCUCAAAGAAACAAAGGGCGAUGCCGCUGCCAAAGUAGCCCAUUCUCCUGUUCUGCCCAAAGACCACCCGACGCUUGACAAGACGGAAAUCAAGUUCAAUUUUCCAUCAAUGAAUAAGGCGGUGAGGGACAAGCACAUGUACCAGUGCUUCCACGGAUGGCUGCAAGAUGGUCUCAGGUCGGGUUCGGUCGUUCCCAGCCCUAGCAUUCAGGUUGAGGGUGGCGGUCUGGAAGGUUUGAAUCCCGCACUGGACAAGCUCAAGGCCGGUGUUAGUGGGAUCAAGAUUGUUGUGCCAAUCUGA